AUGAGUCGCAUUCCACCAGCCCUUGCAUAUCUCGUAAUAUAUAACCCAACCCUACAGCCAAAUCCAGAGGAAUUGACAGAUGAUCGUGACGAAGACGAUGUAGCUGAGCAAGCACACGUCUUAUUCUACACAGCUCGGGAACGAGCCGUAUCUCGGGAUCGUAUCCUACGCCAAGUGGGCCUUGCCAAAGCACUGGCGAACUUUGCGGAGAUGUUCACCUCACAAUCUGGAUUCGAUAAUGUUCAUGCCCAAAAGAGUCGACUUGUUAUGGUUUCACCCGAACCUAAUUUUUGGAUUCAUGCUUGCGUAAACCUGGCUAAAACACCCAAAUCAACUACCAAGAACAAUGUUCCUUCAAGCGGUGACCAGUCGGCUGAAUUCGACUAUCACAGCAACUCGCUUAAUGACGAAGUGCUCCGCACACAAUUGCUACAUACGUGCCAGAGUUUUAGGUUACAAUAUGGCGGAUUCGGCCAAAUAAUUCAAGCCGAUGGUGUGCAUUUCCUGGAGCGCCGGCUUGAGUCAUAUUUUACACCCUGGGCCUGGCAAUGGAACGUAGGAGCUACCCCUGAAUUUGGAAGCUAUCUUGGACUAUCCAUUCAUCCACUCAAGAAACAAUUCGCGACCUCAAUAACUGAUUAUGCUCAACAUGUCCCCAAUGUUCCGACACUGGUACUAGCACCACCCCACAUUAUCACGGGCUCUGGAUUACCAUCAAUUUCUCCCCUCCUCCCACUCGCGCGAUUACUGGAGCCGCUGGUGCCACCUCCAGUACCAAGCCCUCAGCCUUCGCCCACCGUUUCGGCUCCAAUUACCACUUCUGCCCAUCUGAACGUGUUGGCGACUAGUGGAAAUGUUGUGACUAAAUACAUAACGAAACCAGCUGCACAAGUAGUAGAUCCUAGGAAUUGGAGUUGGCCAGCCCUGCCAUUCGGAAAGGGCUCGGUGAGGGACAAGGGGAGGGAUCGCGGAAAGCCACCAACAAGUAUCACAGUGGAGACUGGCAAGAAGUCCACGGAACCUUCCAACGAAAGCGUAGCUUCCUUUGAACCAAAUUCCUCGAAGGACCACCUUGGGCUUCCAACUGAUGAAGCUUUAUCGAGAGUCAGUCGUUCUGUGAGCCCUAGCACAAUAGACCACGAAUCUCUUCUAGAUGCACAGUUGGAUAGGAUCACAAGUAAUAAAACUGAUACUCCGGUCGACCCAGCAUUUAUACCACUUCCAAUCGGCUCUGACUCUGAUUUGGUGACUUCUGUUGAUGACUUGAGUGAGGAUAACCAAAGCGCCGGCCGGGGCCCAGCAGCAUCUGACAUGCCUUUCGAGUCCACUCUAUUUACCGAUUCCACCAUGGCUUCCGAUCGGGUGAAUGCGAGCAAUAUUGAAACCGAGGAAACCACCAAGUCUCAGCUUACUAAUGAUGAGCAAGUAUAUCCAUCAAGUGAACCGACGUCGGAAUCCUUACAGGCGACACCCAUAGCGUUAGCUCGAGUUGGACUUCCUUCAGAAGAUAUUGCACCUGCCCCUUCAACCGUAACUCCAACAACAGCUCAAGUCCAGUUUUCAACCCGCACGAAAAUCGAAACAAUAUCUGGGUCUGUUAACGUUUGGCUUGAUUCAUCAGGUGAACGGGUUGGGUCGGAUGCCACCCAGAAGCAACGGGUAGCUUGGAUUGCUAUUCCUGGGAUAUUAAUCGCGAGCGUCAUUGCUGAAGAGGAUAAUAGUGUUUGGGAAAACGCAGCUCAACAGUUGCUGCUGGCUGUUCAUGAAGUCAUUCAAAAGAGGCGACUGACAGCUGCGGAAACUACUCUGAGAGCACUUAAUACGACCAAAGUCGUUGCACAUUAUCCCGCUGCUCAGCUUUCGGGAUCUUCUUCCCUUCCCCAAUUCACAUCUGAAUCACCUCAAUUAUUCACUUCAGCUCGCGCUUUGCAAUUCGCAACAUCCCCUGCGAUCCGGGAAAUCGUUACACAAACCCGGUGGGGUACCUGGUGUGCCGCACGUCAAUCAACAAUUAAAACUCGUGUUUACAUAGAGGUGGAUCGCAAAGAUGCUAAUUUGGUUGAAGUAGAUCACGAGCUGGGAAGUGCUUGUCGAAGAUGGGAGGAGAGCGAUGCUUGA
Messenger RNA from Rhizoctonia solani, 2118 nucleotides. RefSeq lists its product as uncharacterized. Lineage: Eukaryota; Fungi; Basidiomycota; Agaricomycetes; Cantharellales; Ceratobasidiaceae. The transcript has 8 exons. The record is from RefSeq and is a predicted model, not a curated record. Gene Ontology annotation, biological process: vesicle-mediated transport. Bases 1 to 2118 code for a protein of 705 amino acids. Gene Ontology annotation, cellular component: intracellular membrane-bounded organelle; Mon1-Ccz1 complex.